AUGGAUGAAUAUUAUUGUAACGCACAUCCACAUAUGUCUUCAAUUGAUUCUGAUGAAUUAUGGGACGGCGAUCCGUGUAUCAAUAUAGAAUUCGAUUACACGAUUAUUAGUGUUCAAAGUGAUAAAAUGUUUCCUUCUUCAAGUGAAACUAAAUUUUAUGGUCUUUAUUAUGUGACGAAAAAUAAAGAAAUCCUAAAAACUAUUGUUAUAAAUUUGCUUUCUGAAAUUGAUGUUCCUGAAGUUGCUUUUACCAUGGUGGAAAAAGAAAUUUCACAAUGUGUAUGUGAGAUGAUUGAUGGGGCAUAUAAGAACUCGAGGAAUCUUUCUGUUCGAGUUGAUUUUUCUGUUACAUGA
Messenger RNA from Lathyrus sativus (Indian pea), 354 nucleotides. The record is from the annotation of a GenBank genome assembly. NCBI's taxonomy places the organism in Eukaryota, Viridiplantae, Streptophyta, Magnoliopsida, Fabales, Fabaceae.